AGUUGCCUAUGAUAUAGCACUUAUGAUCAAAUAAAUCAGUAUCGUUCGCUAUUUUCUGUGGUGGCAUGAAUAAAAAAUUAUCUUCACAAAUUCAGGACAUGGCAUGACUCAGUCACUAAUGCUCAUUUUAUGGGUGAAGUAUUCCUUCUUUAACUGCAACACAGUGCGACCCAGUAAUGAUAAAAAGCCUUUUUGUUCGAUAUGUUUGUUUUCAUGUUUAUCAUUUGUUAAUUUUAAUUUUGUAGAACACAUUAAGUGUCAUAAAAGUUUCCUGUCUUAUCUGCUGGGACUAUUUUGGUGCUCCAAAAACAGUUGGCAAAAGUUCAGGAGAAAAGGUUUUAGGAGAAACAAGAACAGAGAAUAAUAUCAGUCUGGAAAAGACUGGUUCAAGGCUCUAUGUUCCAAGGUGAGAGUCUGACGCUGCUUUAGAAAACAUGAAGCACUACCGAGGGUUUCGAAGGGUUGGUAAAUUUCUGGAAACUUUCCAAAAACAUUAGGUAUUUUUGGAAAUUCUGCUCAAUUUAAUUAUUAAAAUUGUACCUUGUAGUGGUGAACUUAUAUUGGGGGAAAAUACACAUAAAAAUGUCUUCCUGUCUGUCAUAGGAUUGAUUUUAAGAUUUUAUUGUUUGUUUUUAAAGUUUUAAACAAACUAGUGCGACCUUAUCUCUCAGACCUUCUGCAUCUUCAUACUCCAAUUUUAGCACUGACAUAUACCAAUCAGAUGCUGCUGGAUGUUUCCAGAACUAGACACAAAAGCAGUGGCUACCAAACUAGUCACUGUUGAAGACCAACGUCUUCUCAUUGAUGAACAAUUGAGCCUAACACCUUAACUGACUUCAUCUUCAGUGGUGUUGCAUUUUGUUCUCUAUUAUGUUUAUUGUUUUCCUGUAUUCUUAUUGUUUUUGGGCUUCUGUCUCAUCUGUUUUGGUAUUUGGUGCCUCUUCAGCACUUUGGUCAGCUGCAGUUGUUUUUUAAUGUGCUCAAAGAAUAAAGUUUGACUUGACUUGAAAAGUAUUCUCAUUUUAUUAAUUUGUAACCAUGCACUCCUCAUCACAUGUACUGAUCAUUUGCCAGCAGCAUCACAUUAAAUGGGAACAGGGGUGUGUUUUGUUGUUGCAAUCUAAUUAGUUCAAUACAAAGUGAAAUUAGCAAACUUAUUUAAUUCAAGUUCAGCACAACUAAACUGCUGAUUGUUAUGUCCUAUGAGAAUGGUUCACAAUUAUGUCUGCUUCAAGGGCAAAGGUUUCACCAUGGGGUGGGCACAUAUGAAACCAGGAGUUUGGGAUUUCCCUAGGAAAUUUUAAGUGUCACACUUUAUUUCCUGCAUCAGUUUCUGCCUUUUCUGCAUCAGUGUAUGGUAUGACUGUCUUUAAAUUUGUCAAAAAUAAUUGCCCGCCGCUACUUUUACUUUUUACGGGAGGGGACAAAUGCACAUGUUCUAAAUAUUGAGGGGGAUGUGUCCACUGCGUCCCCUCUGAAAUCUUUACCUAUGUCGGCUUGUCCAAUGCUUAAAGGUUUGCUUCUAACUGCGUAUAACGUGAAAGCAGCCUGAGCAGAUUACACCCAUAUUUCCAUUUUAUUCCACUUAUCUCCUGUUAAUUCCCAUGGAAAGUUGCCACCUUGAAUAUUCCCAGAAUUUUGCAAAGUUGGAACACCGUACACAUUUUUGUAUAAAUAAAUAAAUAACUGUUCAGGUUAAAUAAGGAGAAUGACUGCUCCAGAACAGCUGCUAACAGACCUUAUGGUGAGAUUGUUUUUGUCAACUUCUCUGUCCAAAGUCAAGAAUGAACUCUGAAUCUCACUUCUUUCUCUCAAUUUACCUCUUUGACCAAACAGAUUUGACAUCAAUUAUAAAACAUAUAAAUUAUAUUGUUGUUUUGACCAUGAGAUGAGCCGACUACUCUAGCUUUCUUCCUAACAGCGCUGCAUUAGCUAAAUGUUGCACAACUCUCCUUCAUAAUCUUAAAUCUUAAACUGUGUAGAUUUUGCGUUUUAACUACCCUUAAUUGCCAGGACAUGUUUAAUUUGGCUCCGUGAACGUCCUGCUACAUUAGAUCCAGCACACUGAGGACCAGGCGAGGCUGCAACCCAUCAAGCUCACAUAUUAAUCACAGCUGCUCUAAUGGGAUAACAGCUCCUAAACUAAUCAGUUCUUCUGUGAGGCUGUUGAAACAUUUCGGGGCUGACAGCUUAAGUGAGUUGCACGAGAGCGUACGAAGAACAGAGCCAGAUGAAGCCAAGCAGUUUGUUUAGUUAAGAGGGGGGGAAAAAUAAACAGAUUGUGCCAGGAAGACAGGAAGAUCUGGACAGCCUCUUCCCUCUGCUCCCUCCCUCCUCUGUUACAUAACUCCAUACUGACAGGAAGCUUACUAUGAUGAGCCUGAGAAUCGUUGUCGUCGUUCUGGCUGUGUUAACUGGGGUAACUGGGAGCCCCAUUGUGACGGUCAUGCCUGAAGCUGACUCGGUGGACGUUACGGCUCAUCCAAACAGCGUACCAGAGGUGGAGGAGGAAAAUGAGAUCACUGGACAGGAAGUAUUAGUGGAUGAAGAGAUUGAAGAGGUGAUGGAGACUGGAGAGCUGAACCCUAAUCACUACCCGGCUCGCAGGGCAGCCCAGGUGGUCCAGCACUACCUCAACACCCGCCACGGCUCUCCAUACAGGCUGUUCGGCAUGCAUGAAGUCCACAGGGGAAACGCAGAGGAUGUGGACUCUGGGAGAAAGUAUCAGCUGGAGAUUUCAGUGCGAGAGAGAAUCAGCAAUACUACAGAGAAAUGCUCUGCGGAGGUUUUGUUUCCAAAGGGAGAACCACAGCGCUCGCCAGAGGUCCAGGCCUCGUGUGGGGAUCUCCUUACAAAUAACAGUAAAGCUCAAGAAGAGGCCUUAUACCAAAAGUACAAGGGGAGCCAAACACCAGUGUCUGCAGAAUAUCUACCUGACAGCCAUGGUCACAUUGAGCCCGACAUGGAGCCCUUCUGGCACCUCUGCACCGUGGCCUCCAGCUUCGUCAUGCUGAAUGAAUCCACUGAAAACACUGUGUACAACAUGGCUCAGGUGGCCAACAUCACUCAGCUGGCGAGUGAGAACAACCAGCUGAAGUUUGACUGUCACACACUUCUGCAUGAGAUGGUGUCACAGGAAAUCAUUCACUGGAAGCUGCUGUUCACCUGGUCUCCUCCAGAGGGAGUCAAAGUGCUGCAGAUGGAGCAGCUGCCGCACUGCCACGAGUGUAAAAAACCUCCACACACAAACUGA
Epinephelus lanceolatus (giant grouper) is the source of this 3253-nucleotide messenger RNA. RefSeq names its product latexin (gene lxn). Lineage: Eukaryota; Metazoa; Chordata; Actinopteri; Perciformes; Serranidae. The record is from RefSeq and is a predicted model, not a curated record. Gene Ontology annotation, molecular function: metalloendopeptidase inhibitor activity.